Molecule: messenger RNA, 1080 nt
Organism: Mesorhabditis belari
Lineage: Eukaryota; Metazoa; Nematoda; Chromadorea; Rhabditida; Rhabditidae
Source: the annotation of a GenBank genome assembly
AUGUAUCCGACUUUGAUUUUUCUUCUAUUUCCAUAUUGGAUUUAUGCGGUGGUGACAAAUAUCACGGUGAUAGGGACAGUCGGUUGUUCGGGGAAGAAAAUGGCUGGUGUCAAGGUUGAGCUGUACGAUCGAGACGUUUUAAGCUACAACGAUAAAUUGGCGACAGUGACCACGAAUCGAGACGGGAGCUUUGUGUUGGCGGGAAGUGAGAACGAGAAGGGACUCGAGCCAUUCGUUCUCUUCUAUCACACGUGUCGGGCUGCGGCGAACUGCUGGCGAGUGACUCACUAUGACAUCCCGAAGGGUUACGACAAUCGAGUGUUUGACAUGUCGCUCGUCACCCUCGACAUGAAGACUUCCCAAGCUGCGUGGACAAAUGUGACCGUAACUGGGAUGUUCGUUUGUGGGAUAAGAGUGCAAAGAAAAGGAAUCAGGGUCGAGCUUUGGGAACACGACAUUUUUGAUCCUAAUGACAAAUUGGAUGAAACAAUCUCGGCACAGGACGGAACUUGGACGGUAUCUGGUGGCGAGGACGAGUUCGGAAGCCUUGACGCCUUUAUUCUCAUCUAUCAUCGAUGUGGAUUGGAAACAUCGCCCCAUUGUCAUCGUAUCAGUCAAUACUGGGUGCCAAAGCGUUUCUAUAACUCUGUCUAUAAGAUGGGGAUUGUUGGCCUCGAUCUAUACACCGAGAAUGACACAUCUUGGUCUGAGUGGACAAAUGUGACCGUAACUGGGAUUUUCGUCUGUGGGAUAAGAGUGCUAAAAGGAGGAGUCAAAGUGGAGCUUUGGGAACACGACUUCUUUGACCCUAAUGACAAAUUGGAUGAAACGAGCCCGGCACAUGACGGAACUUGGACGGUAUUUGGUGGCGAGGACGAGUUCGGAAGCAUUGACGCCUUUAUUCUCAUCUAUCAUCGAUGUGGAUUGGAAACAUCGGGGCAUUGUCAUCGUAUCAGUCAAUACUGGGUGCCAAAGCGUUUCUACAACUCUGUCUAUAAUAUGUCGCUUGUUGGCCUCGAUCUACGCACCAAGAAUGACACAACUUGGUGUAGGAAUCUUGAUGGAGAAUUAACGCAAUGG